AUGCUCGCUCCCAUCGCCAUCAUCACCCUCGCCGCGCUCGCCACCGCGACGCCCCUCAAGCGCGCGUCCCACACUUCCACCAUCCACCCCGGGGGCCGCACCGACCUGUGCAUCCAGACCACGUCGCAGUACUACGGCGACAGCGUCGACAUUGCCAUUCGACCCUGCAACCCGUGCUCUCAGCAGCCGAUCCGCUUCGAGUUCAACGACGGCCCGACGCGCGUCAAGCUGGAGGGGUACAACUACUGCCUUGUCGCCGGCGCGACCUCUGGCGGUGGUUACACCCAGGCGGACGGCAACGUCGCGCACCUCGGCGUGUGCCCCACCGAGUCUUGGGUGGUCGGGUACGAGUGGAGCUUCCACGACGGCGUGUUCCAGCAGCUCGGCACGAGUUUCGCCGCCGCCGCCGUCACCUCCCUCGACCAGUGCCUCGACAACAAGGACGGCGCGUUCGGUGCCGUGCAGACCUGGCGCUGCUAUGACGGGAACCAGAACCAGCAGUGGAGUGCGGAUGCGUAG
Vanrija pseudolonga is the source of this 519-nucleotide messenger RNA. RefSeq lists its product as uncharacterized. The coding region runs from base 1 to 519 and encodes 172 amino acids. The record is from RefSeq and is a predicted model, not a curated record. The transcript has 3 exons. Lineage: Eukaryota; Fungi; Basidiomycota; Tremellomycetes; Trichosporonales; Trichosporonaceae.